Chrysemys picta bellii (western painted turtle) is the source of this 722-nucleotide messenger RNA. RefSeq names its product histone H2B 8-like. Gene Ontology annotation, molecular function: DNA binding; protein heterodimerization activity; structural constituent of chromatin. Gene Ontology annotation, cellular component: nucleosome. Lineage: Eukaryota; Metazoa; Chordata; Testudines; Emydidae. The record is from RefSeq and is a predicted model, not a curated record.
CACAGGCAGGGAUCAAACUGAAUUUUUCUGUGUAACACUGAUCUGUCUUAACAACAAAAGUAUCCUUUCUCUUCCUGCAGUCGCUUGCCUUGUUCUCUACACAUCUUCUAACUUGUAGAGAAAUGCAGCCUCAUUCACUACAGAGCCCUGAUUCGUUGUCCUUCCUGUGCACUGAAGGAGGCAGGGGUCCCCUGAAUGUAUAGUAUGCGUGAUCGUGUCAUGAAAGGCUCUAUCAUAAUGUACAUGCAGAAGGGGGCUAAAUUAAGGUUUCAUGAGCAGCCUAAAUGCUGGCAUUCCCCAACAUUCAGCUUGUUCUAUUAGUGUUUUAUCAAGUGAGCUGCUUCGAAGUCAGCAUGCCUGUUCCAGCCAAGUCUGCUCCUGCUCCCAAGAAGGGCUCUAAGAAAGCGGUGACCAAGACCCAGAAGAAGCGCCGCAAGACCAGGAAGGAGAGUUACUCCAUUUAUGUCUACAAGGUGCUGAAGCAGGUUCAUCCCGACACCGGCAUCUCUUCUAAGGCCAUGGGCAUCAUGAACUCCUUUGUCAAUGACAUCUUUGAGUGCAUUGCUGGGGAGGCAUCUCACUUGGCGCAUUAUAACAAGCGCUCCACCAUCACCUCCCAAGAGAUCCAGACCGCCGUGCGCCUGCUGCUGCCCGGGGAGCUGGCCAAAGACGCCAUGUCGGAGGGCACCAAGGCUGUGACCAAGUACACCAGCACCAAGUAA